Colossoma macropomum (tambaqui) is the source of this 5665-nucleotide messenger RNA. RefSeq names its product importin 9 (gene ipo9). The transcript has 24 exons. Gene Ontology annotation, molecular function: small GTPase binding. The record is from RefSeq and is a predicted model, not a curated record. Gene Ontology annotation, cellular component: cytosol; nuclear envelope. NCBI's taxonomy places the organism in Eukaryota, Metazoa, Chordata, Actinopteri, Characiformes, Serrasalmidae. Gene Ontology annotation, biological process: protein import into nucleus. Bases 1796 to 4927 code for a protein of 1043 amino acids.
AAUCAGGAAUGAAACUUGGGGGUAGGUUUGGGUAGGUUUGACAUUGUGAGACAUCCGAAUGAUUCAGGUUUCAUGCUUGGCAGCGCAUGCGAUGUAAGCAAAGACUUAUCGCUGUACCUGACUGACUACAUAAGGUCGUCCAGGAUGGUCUUAUCGACGUAUUGCGCGCGAUACUGGUCAUGCGGAUAUUACCAUAGCAUGCUGUUGGCGGUAUAGUGGAUAUAAGGCACGCACCAGCGACAAGAAGGGUCUGGGAGAGCUACACGAACCCUGAAGAGGGAGAACGGACGGAUUGUCUGACAUGCGUGGAGUGCGGAUGUUCAGCGAGCAGUGAUGCCCUCCAUGAGUCAUCCUGUUAGUGCCAGCACCAUUGGGAGACAGCUGCAUGACACAGGACUACAUGCACGCAGACCAUUACGACGACUGCCCUUAACACCAUGUCAGUGUCGCCCAAGGCUACAAUGGUGCGUGCCAGACUGUCAUGAAGUGACUCAGAAUGGCAUCAGGUCAUCUUCAUUGACAAGUCCCGCUUUUGUCUUGGUGGAGACGAACGAAUUUGUGUGUGGAGGCACAGUGGUCAGUGCCAAGAGGAACGGUUUGUUGUCACGUGUCACAUGACCAGAAGGCCUAGUGUCAUGAUGUGGGGUACAAUUUCGUAGGAUGCCAGAUCACUUUGGUUUUCAUCACAGAUACUUUGACAGCCUAACAUUACAUUAAUGAGAUCCUGCAACCAGUGGUCCCUACCUUUUCUGAACGCACUGAACGUGCUGUUGCAACAGGACAACGCUCGUCCGCAUACUGCUGUCGUCUCGAGAGCUUGCCUUGAAGACACAGCUACUAUGCCAUAGCCAGCUGCAUCGCCAGACCUAUCCCCGAUUGAAAAUGUGUGGGAUGUUAUUGGAUGCACACUCAACCUCUACCGCAAAAUCUGCAUAGACUGUGUGAGAAUAUUGAAGCUGCAUGGGAUGGAUUAUUGCAGGACACCAUUAGGAAUCUCUACAACUCCAGGCCGAGAGGUCUGGCAUGUUGCGUUAGCAAACAUGGCGGCCCGACACCAUACUGAAAGACAUUACUUCUAUAGGUGUAGCUCAAUAAAUAUUGCCCACAUUUUUUUAUUAAUUAAUUAUUCCCGGUAACCUUUAUCUUCAUUCUGAAUAUCUUUGCAAUCCGACACUUCCUUCUGUGUGCAACUAUUUUUUUGACAAUGAAUGUAUACAAAGUGUUUUCUUUAAGCAUUACAUUGAAUAUCUGUAACUUGUAUUUGAUACAGAAAAGUAUUGGCACAGACAGCCACAUGAUCAUAUGAAGUUUCACCCCACAAAACAGGGAUAUUAUGGGGCAGCUUAAUUUAGAACAAUACAAUACAAAGGAUUUCAUUAAUGCAUUUUUGAUGUAAUUUACUGUUUUUCUCUGUAAAAAUCACAAUGAUUACUCAUAUUUACGUGUACCAGCAGGUUUUUGAAGAGUCAGUAUCAGGAUAUUAGCAGUGGUUCUUGGUAUUGCCCAAUCCUACUUAUUUGUUGUGCUUGUACUGUUUUGGAUGAACUUGAUACGAUGUGUUAUAAUAGCACAAGACAUAAACUACGGCGGCAGUGCUGAUGGAACGUUCUUGUUAUUCUACCUCCCUUCCUGAAGAUGGAGCUGAGGUGUCAAACUACUAAAGCCUGAAAAGAGUGGAAACAGUUCAUCAGCGUAAAGCCCCUCCUCUUUGGUGCUUUGGCGCGCAGCGUUCCAGUGCAGUGGUGUCGCUACACCGUGGUUCUGCCGCCAUUGCUUCGGCAAGCCUGGAGAGAAUAUGGCGGGCAUGAGCGCUUCAGCACCCGGCGCGGUUUCACCCGCGGGUCCAGUUGAGCAAGGGCUAAAGGAGGCUUUAAUUGAGACACUGACUGCCAUUCUUUCGCCGGUUCAAGAAGUGCGUGCCGCUGCGGAGGAGCAAAUUAAGGUGUUAGAAGUAACAGAAGAGUUUGGAGUUCACCUUGCUGAGCUCACUGUUGACCACCAGGGAGCACUUGCUAUUCGCCAGCUUGCCUCUGUCAUUCUGAAGCAGUAUGUUGAGACCCACUGGUGUGCCCAGUCAGAGAAGUUCAGGCCACCAGAAACUACUGAAAGGGCCAAAGCAGCAAUCCGUGAGCUUCUGCCAGGUGGCUUGCGGGAAGCCAUCAGUAAGGUGCGUUCCAGUGUGGCCUAUGCAGUGUCAGCCAUUGCCCACUGGGACUGGCCUGAGGCCUGGCCUCAGCUCUUCACACUUCUUAUGGACAUGUUAGUCAGUGGAGAUGUCAGUGCUGUACAUGGUGCCAUGAGAGUCCUCACAGAGUUCACCCGAGAAGUGACAGACACACAGAUGCCCCUGGUUGCGCCUGUCAUUUUGCCAGAGAUGUACAAAAUCUUCACCAUGGCAGAGGUAUACAGUAUUCGCACACGAUCCAGAGCAGUCGAGAUCUUUACCACUUGUGCCAACCUUAUCUGUGCUAUUGAGGUAUUUGAAAAGGGUGCUGCCAAAGCUUUGAUUUUUCCUGUGGUACAGCAGUUCACUGAGGCGUUUGUGCAGGCCCUGCAGAUGCCUGAUGGACCCACUUCAGACAGUGGCCUCAAGAUGGAGGUCCUCAAAGCCGUAACUGCGCUAGUGAAGAACUUCCCCAAAUCUAUGGUGUCCUCCAUGCAACAAAUUCUUCCCAUUGUGUGGAAUACACUGACAGAAAGUGCUUCUUUUUAUGUGAGAACAGAAGUCAACUACACAGAAGAAGUGGAUGAUCCAGUUGACUCUGAUGGGGAGGUUCUUGGCUUUGAAAACCUAGUCUUCAGCAUCUUUGAAUUUGUCCACACACUUCUGGAUAACAACAAGUUUAAGAGCACAGUCAGGAAAGCACUACCAGAGCUCAUUUAUUACAUCAUUCUCUACAUGCAGAUUACAGAGGAUCAGAUCAAAGUUUGGACUGCUAAUCCUCAGCAGUUUGUUGAGGAUGAAGAUGAUGACACCUUCUCUUAUUCUGUCCGAAUAUCUGCUCAAGAUUUAUUGCUGGUGGUGGCAGCAGAGUUCCAGAAUGAGAGUGCUGCAGCUUUAGCAGCAGCUGCAACAAGGCACCUCCAGGAGGCAGAGCAGGCCAAGAAUGCUGGCAGUGAGCACUGGUGGAAAAUCCAUGAAGCCUGCAUGCUGGCUCUGGGCUCAGUCAAGACCAUCAUCACAGAGAAUGUUAAGAACGGUCGCGUGCAGUUCGACAUGCAUGGCUUCCUUGCCAAUGUCAUCCUCACCGAUCUCAAUCUAGCAACUGCCUCUCCGUUCCUGCUGGGCCGGGCUUUGUGGGCAGCUAGUCGCUUCACUGCAGCCAUGUCCCCAGAGCUCAUCCAGCAGUUUCUGCAAGCAACAGUGAGUGGUCUACAUGACAGCCAGCCACCAUCUGUCCGUAUCUCUGCUGUGCGUGCUAUCUGGGGGUACUGUGAUCAGUUGAAGUUGUCGGAGAGUACCCACGUCCUGCAGCCCUACCUGCCCAGUAUCUUGGAGGGGCUGGUACAGUUGGCAGCGCAGUUCAGUUCAGAAGUCCUCACCUUAGUCAUGGAGACCCUUUGCAUUGUGUGUACAGUGGAUCCAGCUUUUACCACUAGUGCAGAGAACAGGAUCUGCCCUCUCACCAUUGCCAUCUUCCUUAAGUACAGCAAUGAUCCUGUGGUGGCCUCCUUAGCCCAGGACAUUUUUAAGGAGCUGGCUCAGAUUGAGGCCUGCCAGGGCCCUAUGCAGAUGCGCCUCAUCCCUACACUUGUGAGCAUCAUGCAGGCGCCGCCUGAUAAGAUUCCUUCAGGCCUUUGUGCUACAGCUAUUGAUAUCCUGACAACAGUUGUUCGGAACACUAAACCUCCUCUGUCUGAGAUACUUGUGUGCCAGGCUUUCCCUGCCGUGGCCCAGUGCACCCUUCGCACCGAUGACAACACAACAAUGCAGAACGGUGGCGAGUGUUUGCGGGCGUAUGUCUCAGUGGCUCUGGAACAGGUGGGCCAGUGGCAGGACGAGCAAGGCCACAGUGGCCUGUGGUAUGUCAUGCAGGUGGUCAGUCAGCUUCUGGACCCCCGCACGUCUGAGUUCACUGCAGCCUUUGUGGGCCGCCUGGUUUCCACCCUGAUAGCCCGUGCAGGCACACAGCUGGGGGAGCAGCUGGACCAAGUAUUGCGUGCCAUUCUCAGCAAGAUGCAGCAAGCCGAGACUCUGAGUGUUAUGCAGUCUCUAAUCAUGGUGUUUGCCCACCUGGUCCACUCACAGCUAGAACCUCUGUUGGAGUUCUUGUCCAGUCUUCCUGGGCCCACGGGAAAGCCGGCUCUGGAAUUUGUCAUGACUGAAUGGAUGAGCCGCCAGCAUCUCUUCUAUGGGCAGUAUGAGGGCAAAGUCAGUGCUAUAGCUUUGUGUAAACUCCUUCAGCAUGGUCUUAAUACCAAUGACAAGCGUCUGCAGGACAUAGUAGUCAAAGGAGAGGAAAUCUUUAACCAAGAUGAAGGAAUUCGCACACGCUCCAAAUCUGCCAAAAACCCAGAACGAUGGACCAACAUUCCCUUGCUGGUGAAGAUCUUUAAACUUAUUGUCAAUGAACUGUCCUCUGUAGUGGAGGCUAAUGCAAAUAGAGCAAAUCCUGCAGAUUGGAGUCAAGAUUCAGGAGGAAUGUGGGAGGAUCAAGAGGAGGAUGAGGAGGAGGAAGAGGAUGACGAAGGAUUAGAAGGGCAGCUUCUUUCAGACCUCAUAUCUUCUAACAAAUAUGAUGAUGAUUAUUAUGAGGAUGAUGAUGAAGAUGAUCCAGAUGCCUUGAAGGAUCCUAUAUAUCAAAUUGACCUUCAGGCCUAUCUGACAGAUUUCCUGACUCAGUUUGCCCAGCAGCCUUGCUACAGCAUGUUUUCUGGCCAUCUAAAUGAUUCUGAGAGAAGAGUCUUGCAGUCCAUUGGUAUCUAAGCUGUAAUUUUCCCCAUUAUCAGUGAAAAAAACUCUCCUUUUUCAGUGUUUACCACUUGGUCAUACGUUUCCAAACUUGGACUGGAGUGGACUUGGAAAGCCGUUUUAACUGGCACUUGCAAAACCCAGGCACAACUGAGGAGCGUUUUUCAAAGAUGAUGCACUUGCUGACAUGCCCUGCCCUGUCUGAUGGUCUGUUGAAGGAAACACUGAAACAAAAAACGCUAUAGAAAAAGGAAAAGGUGAGAAUCACCCUGAAUGGACCCCAGAGGGGAUUGGAAGGGUGGAGCAAAUGAUACAGUUAGUAGGGCACAAAUGUUGCCCAGUGGACUAAAGUGAAGCUUUCGGUGUAAUGAAAAGGGUUAAAAAAGGGUCUGUGAGUUCUUGCAAAGGGACCGAUAUCAGUAUAGAAAUGGUUAAGAAGUAUCAACUGUUGUCCAUUUGUAAUCCUCUCACUUUACCAAUUCAUGGUGUUCUAAAAUCUUUCUGUAAAGGAAGGCAUAUUUUGGCAGAUGAACUUUAACUUUGAAAAGUUGGAAAUAUUGGCGGCCUUAUCUGAACAAAUAGAUUUGUUAUUAUAAGCUUUUGUAAGCUGUGUCUUUAUGGCUGCGCAGUGUGGUGGGUAUGAGGGAUUCAUAUUGUUGCCAUGGUGAUCUAAAGCCUAUUUGUGUCCUUAUAUCCACUGGAGUUUUGGAUGAGAUUUCAAAAUAAAAGGCCCGUGAAAGUGUCAUUUUCAAA